Molecule: messenger RNA, 1506 nt
Organism: Linnemannia hyalina
Lineage: Eukaryota; Fungi; Mortierellomycota; Mortierellomycetes; Mortierellales; Mortierellaceae
Source: the annotation of a GenBank genome assembly
AUGUACUUUCCUCCGACUGCCAACUCUACCGCCAGCUCAACUGGAGACUCGGCCUGCGACGCAGACGACGAACCUCGUUUCUACCCCCCACUGUGGCAACAACGCCGAAACCUCGCUCGUCGCAUCCUCGACGAGAAUCAUGCCACCUCGGUGAUUGACUUUGGGUGUGGAGAGGCAGCGCUGAUAUCGCUGUUGAUUUGGGAGACUACAGGAGACUAUCCAAUAACCCAUUUGGCUGGUGUCGAACUGAAAGAGGAUCGCCUUCAACUCGCGCGCGAAGCAUGUCAACCCCAAGACUUUGAGCUGGGAUCCAAUCUUCGUGUCAAUGAGCUCACCAUUGAUCUCUUCCAAGGCUCUAUUGACCAGCCCGACCAGCGCCUCAUUGGAUAUGAUGCCCUUGUCUGCCUUGAAGUGGUUGAACAUUUGGACCCACCUGUGCUGGAUAAGUUCUGGAGCGUCGUUUUGGGAUCACUCAAACCCAAGAUGGUCAUUGUGUCCACACCAAACGCCGAGUUCAAUAUCUACUUUCCUCAGCUCAACUAUGGAAAGCUCAAUGCCAUCUUCCGGAACGACGACCACCGCUUUGAAUGGACGCGUCAAGAUUUCCAAGACUGGUGCAAUGCUGCUGCUGGACAGUACGGCUACGAUGUGACAUACACAGGGACGGGUGCACUUCCAGGAUACAACCCUGAGAUCGGUCUCUGCACCCAGUUUGCAAUUCUCCACGCUCAGAACCCUACACAACAACCUGCAUUAGCGUCACUAGGUGCCAGCACAGAGGAUCAGCCGUAUCGUCUUUUCUCACGAGUCGAAUACCCCAUCUACAAAGAACAGCACUCGGAUGAAGAAAUCCUGGGAUAUCUUCAUGAAUAUAUCGCUUGCAUCCGACCACGGUUACCUGAACCAUACGAUGAGACGGACGACAUGGGUCACCACAAUGAAACCUCAUAUGGGGAUGCGGGUGUCGGUUAUGGCGCGAAAUCUUCUUUAGAUCAGCCAGAUGGCACCUCUUCCAACACCACAGCGGACGAUCCACCAAACGAGACCAGUGUUGAACUUGGAGUUGUCUUACUAGAGGACCUGUGGAUUGUCCUUGGUGUAAGGCAGCGAUGCAAGAACAAGACGAACAUGAUCCGCAUUCUCAAUCUGAGUUCCUUGGUCAGGGUCGAGCAAGAAGCAGGAUUGAUACGGUUUGACGAGGAUGACCCUUACUGGAAGGAAGCUGACAAACCUUUCGAGGCUGCUUAUUCUCAGAACGAUGAACAGCUCAGUCCAAGAGGAUCUGACAAUGGCGACUGGAGCGACUCGAGUUUCUACAAAGGCGAGAAUGACAAUUUUGAGGGUGAGGACGAGGCAGAGAGAAAGCCUUACGGUUGGGCAUACCAAGAUUUCACGGACCAGGAGGUAGAGCAACAAUUUGACGUGCCUCUGGACGACAGGGGAUGGUCAGCUUGGAGUGAUCCGCCUGUUACUGAGGAUACACCGGAGUGGUACAGUCCGAAAUAA